CUGUCCGAUUCCAUCGAGGGCAUCACCCAUUCCCUGUGCACACUGGAGUUUGAAGACCACCGCCCCCUGUACGACUGGUGCCAGGAAGUGUUGGGUGUUUACCGCAGCCGACAGAUCGAAUUCGCCCGGCUCAAUCUGACCCACACCGUCAUGAGCAAGCGUAUGCUGCGCCGAUUGGUCGAAGAAUCCCACGUCUCGGGGUGGGACGACCCCCGGAUGCCCACCAUCAGCGCCCUGCGUCGCCGUGGUUUCACCCCCGAAUCAAUCCGCGACAUGUGCGAACGGGUCGGGGUGGCCCGACGCAACACCGUAACCGAGCUGGCGUUGCUGGAGCAUUGCCUGCGGGAAGAUUUGAACCGCCGCGCGCCCCGGCGCAUGGCCGUGCUGAACCCGCUAAAAGUGGUAAUCACCAACUACCCUGAAGGCCAGAGCGAAUGUUUCGUGGCAAUCAACAACCCUGAAGACGCCGACAUGGGUACCCGCACCGUGCCGUUCAGUCGCGAACUGUACAUUGAGCGGGACGAUUUCAUGGAGGACCCGCCGCGCCGUUUCUACCGUCUGGCACCCGGCCGGGAGGUAAGGCUCCGUUACGCCUGGCUGGUGACCUGUACCGACGUGGUCAAGGAUGCCGACGGUACUGUCGUGGAGGUGCACUGUACCUACGACCCGGACAGUCGCGGCGGCAACUCAGACGGUCGUCGGGUCCAAGGCACAAUCCAUUGGGGUUCUUCGGCCCACGCCGCGCCGCUGGAAGUGCGCCUGUACGACAACCUUUUCACCGACCCCGCUCCGGCCACCGCUGCCUCGGAAUCGGACCGCGAUUUUACUGACCUGAUCAGUCCGGAUUCUCUGGAAGUCAUAACCGCGCUGGCCGAACCUGCGCUGGCCGGCGCCAACCCCGGCGACCGCUACCAGUUCGAGCGUUUGGGGUACUUCUGCGCCGACAUCGUUGACUGGACUCCAACCCCGGGCGCGCCGGUAUCGAAACCGACGCGUCACCUGCGCGCCAGCUGGGCCGCAGUACAAUCGUCAGCACGCGUCACCGCGGUCCGGCGCACGACCAUGUUGCCUCGCCGACAUCUGUGCACUACUACCACGUUGAGGAGGAUCUAA
This is a messenger RNA of Geodia barretti, 1113 nucleotides long. NCBI's taxonomy places the organism in Eukaryota, Metazoa, Porifera, Demospongiae, Tetractinellida, Geodiidae. The record is from the annotation of a GenBank genome assembly.